AUGCUGGUGACGGUGCGAAAUUCGGAGCCCCAGCACCUUUUGGUGGACUGUGGCAAGACCUUCGAAGAGGCGGUGCGUCAGCACUUUGCACGACUCGGAGUGCAGGGCGUGAAUGCUGUGCUGCUGACCCACGGACAUGCAGAUGCCAUCUUGGGCCUCGACUCCCUGCGGGAGGUGCAGCUCGCGAGGGAGCCGCCGAGUCAAUGGAAGCUGAAGGCGAAGACGCCGAUCAUCGCCACCAAUGACACGGUGAAGGAGGUGUGGUCCCACUUCCACUACCUGCUGCCCGAGAACAGCGGGGAGCCCACGCUCCGGCGCCGCACCUCGUGCUCCCGGAGUGUCUCGGGCCUGUCGCCAAUGAGGGUCACAGACUUUCAGAACUUCCAGGCCAUCCCAGGACUGCAGGUCCAGACGGUGCCCGUGCUGCACGGUGGCACCUACGAGAGCAGCGGCUUCCGCUUCGGCGCGCGGGGGGAGUUCGUCUAUCUGUCCGCCACCCGUCCCGUCCAAUUCGAAAGCGCCAUGGAGCAUCGCAUAGAUGUGCGGGUGACAACGCUGUCUGGGCGCGAGUUGCUGUUCACCCUGGACGCCCACGACUCCGUGGCCUCCCUGCGCUUUGCGGCGGCGAGGCAGCUGGGCGUCGAAGCCUGGCAGCUGCGGCUGGUGAAGAGCGGGGAGGUGCUGGGCGGAUACCUGCUGGAUCUGCUGGAGGGCGAGUCGUGUUUGGACCUCAUGGCAAUCACGGUGCAGAAGAAUCCGGAGGUACAAAGGCGCAGCCGUACCAUGUUCGAGGCCCUCCGCAGCCGGUACUUCCGGCAGCGCAAGAUGAACCUCUUCUGCGUAGAGUGUCAGUAUCUGAGUGGCGCGAAGUUCCUGGAGCGCUUUAAAGAGCCCAUCCUCUCUGGAGACGUGCUCUUCCAAAUCCAGGAGUACAGCUUGCUGGAGCUGGCGGUGGACAACAUGAGCAGCCAGGAUGCCGACGCGGCGGUGAAGCUGAUGAGCGCCGGGGGCGCCUGCGUGAACGCGCCCUCCCGAGGCCGUUGGACGCCUUUGCUCACCGCCUGCUGCCGGGGUCUGGCGCGUGCGGCGGCUUCUCUGCGCGCCCGCGGCGCCAGGGAGACGAACCAUGAGCUGCCGGCGGCUUUGAAGUUCUUCGAGGCAUGCGUGGAGCACAGGGCCGAGCCACGGGAAGAGGACGUUGACCUGGCCAAGCUCUGCGUGGAGCUGCGCGACCUUGAGAUCUCCAAGCUCCAGGAGCGCCGUCCGGUGGCCCGCGCUCGGCUCCUGCUGUCCCGGGCGGCCACGGAGAUGGCGCUGCUGGCGCCCGGGGGAUCGAAGCUCUGCAAGAAGGAUGUGGUGUCCAGGUGUGCGGAGGGCCUUAGUGAGCUGGGCGUAGACGAGCUUUCGCACGGAUUGUGGGUCGGCUGGCCGGUAGCCUUCCUCACCUUCAGGACCUCCGAAAUCUCAGAGGACCCAAACACUUGGGACCGCGGCUUUGUGAGCGCCAGAUCCAGGCUCCUUCUGUACUGGCGGAGCUUAUGCAAGGGCCCUGAAGUGGCGCCGGCAACCGUCAACUACGGCGACGUGGAGACCAGCAGCUUCUACACCAACUCCAUGUGUUACUGCGAGCUGUGCUUCCCUGAAUGCCGACCUUCAGGUGAUGGGCUCUGGAUGGAGGAGUACGAGGUCUACAAGCUGCAAAAUCGCAAGUGGGAAACCGCCAGACGGAACCAUCGAGCCUGUCGCCGCGGGCCGGUGCCCGGCUCUGGCCGGAUCUCCUUCUCCAGCAGACUGGCCAAGAAAAUGCCGGCGGCGUAUCGCAGCUUUCACGUGGAGCAGAGCCUCCUGGGGCGGAAGACGAAAGCCAAGGGUGCGAUUCUGAGGGAGGAAUUGGAGAUGGAAGUGCUUGGGCUUUGAUUUGCUCUGCAAGUCACGGAACCAAACAGGAGGAUCCUCCCAAUGGAGUUUCCUUUGUUUCUGUUUGGUUCCAUGAAUCUCUUUUCAGCGUUAGGAACUGGACAUGUCCAACUUUCAAGGUCCUGCCCGACCUUCGCGCGGGUAGCUGUACAGGUUGCUGAUGUUUACCUUGUUUAAGGAUGGACCUAGUGGUUCAGCACCGAACUCCCUUUUUGGUGCCAACCACGAAUGGUCCUCCAGGCAACUGGGUCAGAGAUUUGUACAGUGCAGAGAUCUGGCGCAUCGGAAAGAUCCUUGCUCCUUUUCCUGUGAGUUCUGUCCAAAGCGAAUCGACCUGAGCUCACCUUUCUGGUUUCC
Messenger RNA from Effrenium voratum, 2274 nucleotides. The record is from the annotation of a GenBank genome assembly. Lineage: Eukaryota; Dinophyceae; Suessiales; Symbiodiniaceae.